GGUUGUCUAAGAGAAUACGUACUUCCGGUUAUUGGGGCUGUGCAGUUCACAUUGUUUCACCGAUCUGCCUUAUUAUUAUUUCGUUACUUCAGCUCUUGGCUUCCGGAACAGCAGGACUCACCACCCAGCCAAGGCAGUAUCGAGGAGGACAGCGGUUUACUCGGUGCGACUGGUAUUGUAACGCCGACCGUCAGUCUGAGGCAGCUCGACAGAUCAGCAACGCUGAGAACGGCUACUUUACUGCCCAACAAAUGAGUGCCAGGAUACACAAGGAUUUGCCGCUUUCUUUGUCCUCUUGUACUGGAAACAGGAACUUUUCUCAGAGCAAUGGUACAUGUGUGACCGAGGUGGGAAAGUUAAUCCACUCCUUCUCGGCGACAGUGGUUCUUAUCGUGUUAGUGACGCUGAUAUUCGGCGUGAUCGCCGUCUCUCUCUUCACCUUCCACUUUCACAAAAGCAAAAUGAAGAAGCGGAAAAUGCAGAGGGCUCAGGAGGAGUACGAGCGCGACCACUGCAGCCCCGAAACCGUGAAAGGCACCUCGCCAAAGAGUGUGGCGGUGAGCCCGGGCCCCAAGGCGGCGGCGGCGGCGGCGGCAGCAGCAGCAGUCUGUCUGUCUCCUGACAGCCACAAUAAAAGACAGAGUCUCGACUCUCGGACCGGCCCGGAGAGAGGAGGAUCGGAAUCAGCCCUCCACUGUACAGACGCUGCAAGGAAUCCAGUGUUCCAUUCCAUGCUUUUGUAAUGAACUAUCGCCUGACUGCAGAGAAAACUGUUGUGUAAAAUACUUGAAGAUAGCAUAGUUUCAAACAAAAUAGAGGGGAGGGGGUGGCGACGGCCACGGCGCAUGGCAAAUCACAUUAAGCCCGAUUUCCUAUUUCAGGAAAUCAAGUAUUUGUGUUUAUAAAGGAGACGCACAUAUAGCAGAAAUGUAUGUCAGUUAACUCCGGAUUUCCACUUAGAUGUAUAUUUCGUAAUUUUAUCGUCUAUACAGUAUGUAAAGUCCGAGAUACCCGGCCACUUUCACACGGUGCAUGUAACG
Messenger RNA from Pristis pectinata (smalltooth sawfish), 1040 nucleotides. RefSeq lists its product as uncharacterized. The record is from RefSeq and is a predicted model, not a curated record. NCBI's taxonomy places the organism in Eukaryota, Metazoa, Chordata, Chondrichthyes, Rhinopristiformes, Pristidae. Bases 252 to 743 code for a protein of 163 amino acids. The transcript has 2 exons.